CCUAUACUUUUAAUUAUAUCAAUAAACCGUAAAAAUCGGUGCAGUUAUUGAUCCCGGUCUUGCAUUUACUUAUCAGCCAAACUGAAGUGUUCUGGUAUGGUGUCUGGUCUCGAAUGUUAAGAAACUGGGUGUUAGUUUUCGUGUCAUCGGAGUAAAUUACCACUAUCCCUCUCUUUUUCUAAGAUGUUGGACAGUUAGAAACAACAAUUGAAUACAGGUCAUAUGUGAGUAGAUAUGACCAAAUUUGUGGGAGCAUCAGAAUCAUCCACAAUGGCAGCUCAACUAUGUCUUUGAUGAUUGCAUAGACAUGACAGCAGUAUCUGAUGAUAAAGGUUAACAACUAGAAAAAUCUGUCAACAGUUAAUUUCCUUGUCUUGGUAUGAACAUCGUUGAACUCAAAGAAGAAAGCUUAGCAUUCAAAAUGGCAAUGCCAGACACUAUUAACACUAUUGAGUGGAAUAUGAUGGACAAAAGCAAAUUUUUCCCCCUUAGUAUGUUAAGUUCCUUCACAGUACGAUGCUGUCUUUAUCCUUUGACUGUCAUCAAAACUAGGCUCCAAGUACAGCGACAUGAUCAAAUGUAUAAAGGAAUGGCUGAUGCAUGGAGAAAAAUUUACUCCUUAGAAGGGGUGGGAGGUCUUUAUAGAGGGUUUUGGAUAAGCUCAAUUCAGAUUGUUUCUGGUGUUUUCUAUAUCACUACUUAUGAAGGUGUCAGACAUUUACUUGGCCAGUCUGGUUUCAAUCCUCGAAUUAAAGCACUUGCAGGUGGUGGGGCUGCUUCUUUAGUUGGUCAAACAAUUAUUGUUCCAUUUGAUGUUCUUAGUCAGCACCUUAUGGUGUUAGGAUUUUCAAAACGAGGAAUGAAUGCAAAUCCUGAGAUGAUCAUGAACCCACUCGGAAUUCCUCUGAAUAAAAACCAUUCACAUUUUCGGGUCACCAUGGAUAUUAUGUCAGCUAUUUACCGUAGAGAUGGAUUUACAGGAUUUUACCGGGGCUAUGUUGCAUCCCUUUGCACUUAUGUUCCAAACAGCGCAAUGUGGUGGGCUUUUUACCAUUUAUAUCAAGAGGAAUUGCUUCGAAUUUUACCUGAUGACUUCUCCCACUUACUGAUCCAGUGCAUUGCUGGCACCUUGGGUGGAUUCACUACAACAUUACUCACUAAUCCUCUUGAUAUUGUGCGGGCCAGACUACAAGUUCAACGGUUAGAAUCAAUGCAAAAAGCAUUUAGAAUUUUGUGGAAAGAGGAACAAAUGCGCAUUUUCACCAAAGGUCUCUCUGCUCGCUUGGUUCAGUCUGCAUGUUUUUCAUUUUCAAUUAUACUUGGAUAUGAAACUAUUAAAAGAAUUAGUGUGAAUGAGGAAUACAAAGAACAUGUACGUUGGUAGCGCUAAAUCAAUUUCUAGUUCAUAAAUUGUUAUUAUGAAUUUUAUAUAGUAAUUUAUUUUUUUCAACUGUAUCAAAAUGGUGUACUAUAUUGGCUAAUAUCUUGGCAUCGACAUUAUUGACCGCACUCCCCCUUCGGUCCAAUCAAUCAAUCAAUUUACUCAGUUAAUGACUUUUUAACUGACAGUAAAUCUCAAAUAGGUUUUUCUUAAUGUAUUACGCAAUAGUGGUAUUUAAUUAUGAACUCCAUUGGUUUGGCUAAUUUAAAUGUAUUAAAUAUCUCCAUCACAAUACAGGCUGAAAGACUGAUUCAAAUUUCACAGUAAAAAAAAAGAUGCUUGUUGGUUUUCUCAAUUUCAGCUUUGGUAGUUUGAUAUAACUCUGUGCCUAAGUGUGCAGUCAUAAGUGAUAUAUUAAUUAGUUGACAGUGUUGCUAUACAGUGAACGUGAACAUGAUCAUAAAUAGUGGCUGAGACAGUAAGAUUAGGGUUUGCACAAGUGAUCUUUGGUAGAGUUGAGAACAAGCAGCAGCAAAUAAAAAUAGUAGCCAGCCUUCACUUAAAAUAUUGCAUAGUGUUUGUUGGUAUUUGUCCAAUCAAACAAAGGGGGUCUUGUAUUUUUAAUAUUUGUUUAUCAGAUGUGUUUUUUACAGUGAUCAUGUUAAUUUAACUCAGCUAGUGGCUGUGACAAUAUUGGUAUGAGAAUUGCUGUGCUUUUUGUGGCAUUUGUUUUGUCAAAUUAUCAGAUUUUGACUUAAUUACUGUUAUGUUUGCACAGGAUCUAUCUGAAAUGUAGUCUGUUUCUUUAUCCCCAUUAUGUGAGGAUAUGUGCAUCACCUAUAGAUAAUUUUUUCCAAAUCCAUAGCUUUGUGAUUUAUUCAGUUCAAUUUCUCCCAGCCCCUUUUCAAAACCACAUAUUACCUGACCUGUGUGAGUGUUUCUAUGUCAGGUUUCCUCUGAUUUGUGACAUCCACUUUGAAGCAGUUUGUACGUCUGUGAAAGUGUCAAUAUACUUAUCUGUAUAUCAUAAAUAAAAAGAAAUUUGAACAUUUGAACUGUUUGUGCAAAUGUUUCUUUGACAUUGUUUAACUAUGCAACAAUACAUGCAAGAAUGUUUUUGCUGCUCAUAUUUUGUGAUUGCUCGCAACAAAUCUGACCAUGUUUUCUAACUCACACAAAGUGUAGUUUGCUUUUGUGUAAAGAAAAUUGGUGUCACAUUUCCAAUUUAUUGAUUGCAAUCUUUAGUUUAAACAUUCUGGUCAGUUGUUACCUUUUAUUUGAUUUUCAUUGUUAAUCAUAGUAUUAUGAAGUUGUUUAUUGUUUGAUUAUAAUUUUAUUUGUGAUUGUGUCAAUGCAUAGACAGUUAUGUGCCUUAUUUUUUAUGGAGAACAAAAAAUAGAAAUAGGGCAGGUGAGAAAAUUGUAAUAGCAAGGACCUCAUGUAAUUUUAUUGCGGACAAUACGUGUAGUUUAGUGCAAUGUUUGUCAUUCCAAGGUGAGGCCUUGCCUUGAAUUAUUGCUUUUAACUAAAUUACCAACCAAUCUAGUCCAUUGUACUGUAUGCUGAAAUUGAAAGGUACAAAGAUGGAAUGAGAUGUUUCUUGAUUUUCACACAUUUCUGUCAUGAACUUUACAUUUCAAAGCUCAGUCUCCAUUUGGCUCUGCUGUUGUACUAAUUUUGUUGAGUUAAAAUUUAAGGCAAUCUGAAUCAAAGUGUAUGGCAUGUCUUGUGUUGUGUGGUGCGGGUCACCACCAUUUCAAUAAAUUGUUUCGAAAAUGACUUUA
This is a messenger RNA of Frankliniella occidentalis (western flower thrips), 3165 nucleotides long. Its product is annotated as solute carrier family 25 member 44. Gene Ontology annotation, molecular function: branched-chain amino acid transmembrane transporter activity. The record is from RefSeq and is a predicted model, not a curated record. Gene Ontology annotation, biological process: branched-chain amino acid catabolic process. The coding region runs from base 380 to 1384 and encodes 334 amino acids. NCBI's taxonomy places the organism in Eukaryota, Metazoa, Arthropoda, Insecta, Thysanoptera, Thripidae. Gene Ontology annotation, cellular component: mitochondrion. The transcript has 6 exons.